CUAGUCUGGCCUUGUUCUCUCUCUCCUUCAUCUGCGUAUUACUACUGCUCGCACAUUGGAUCGAUAGCUUUCGUUCUUUUCGCGCAUCGCUUCUCAUCGUCUCAGAUACGCUCAACGUCGAGCGACUCUGUGCUACUUGGGGUACUGGCCAAUACUGCCGGCAAAUAGGCUGUUCAAGAAGGACGCGGCUGCCAUUGGCGUUCAUAUAUGCUGCGAGAUUGACUGGGAGAUAGUAGUCAGCUCUACUGGGAGAUAGUGGUCAAGUCUACACUUAAGAGAAGCCUCGGCCCACUGUCGAAGGCAAGAGCCUUGCUCACUGCCUUCACGCUCGCUACAAGGAAAAGCAUGGCGCAACAGGCUCAAGCCUACCUGGACCUCUUUGGAGCUUCCUCCUCCUCUUCCCCUUCCUCAUCACCUGCAUCAUCCUCACUGGCAUCUUCCUCCUCACCAUCGGCAUCUAUCUCACGGAAGAAGACUCUUCUGCAAGAUUUCCUCGAUGCAGUCACUUGUGGAGGCGGGGCGAGUAGACUGGCAGGCAUGGAGGUGCAGAUGAGGAGGGGAUUUGCACAGGCACUGCUCAAUGAUCUGGCAAAGAGUGGGCCUGGCUUACCCAAGAGUGAGCACGGUGGUGAGCAAAGAACAAGUGACCUCCUGAGCCUGCAAUGUCUCAAGGAGCUCUCACGUCUGCCCGGAGGAAGCAAUGUCCAGUCGGAGCCCACCAAUCUUCGCAUUCUCCUUCAGCACGUGGCCCUCCCUCCUCUCCCGGCCCAACCUGCCGUAGUAGGUCGGUCUCGUCAAGCGUCCGUUGAUGCCUCGGAUGCCUCGAGUGUAAAGUCGUCCUCGUCCCACUCUUCUGCUGGGGCAGCAUUGACAUCGGCUAUGCAGCGCAUGUGGAUCAAGGGGACCACAGCUCUACGAGGUAGCACUAGCAACAGUGGUUCCGGCAGUGAACGAAGGAGCAGUGGGCCUGCUAAUGGCGAAGGACAUCUUGGAGCUCAGGCCGCUGGUAUAGUCUCACACGAUGAGGGAGCGCAGGAUAUGGACAGCAUUGACUGGACCGCGACGGAUACGGCGUUGCGCUGUCUGAAUAAUGCCAUCUUCUUGCACGAGACGAGCCGGAAGACUUUUGCUGAGGACACAGUAGGAGGUGGGAGGAAAGUGGUCGGACUGCUAAGAAAUCCCACGCAUACACCGCCAGAUAUCAUCUUCCUUGGCUGCCGGCUCCUCUUCUUCUCCACUCUGUUCGAUGCCUCAUUCAACAAAGUCGCAGUAGAGGAGGAGAAUCUCGUCGAGUAUCUGGAGACUUGCUUGCGCUCCCUCACCAGCAGUCUGUGUGCGUCGCAAGUCACUGAGGCGGGUGUCAAGCCUGGCUUCUCCGGCUCUGCCUCUGGCGGAGGAAGCGUGACGCAGAUCAAGACUGCUCUGGCAGAAGCACUCAAGGUUGUCUUCAACCUAGGUCUUUACUAUCCACGCGUGACGGACGAGGCAUCUCACCCUGGUGCCAGUGGCAAGAGCAAUUCGGCGAAGAAGAAGAAUGCUGCUGUUCUGGGAGAGGCCUGGAGCGACCGAUUGGCAAUGCUUCUUGACCCAGUCAUACAGCUCGUACUGGCGCUGCCUUCCGACUCGCUUGUUCCGCCAAUGACAAACGCCAUUGGAGUCCUGUUGAAUUACCCCAUCAAGCCUUAUCGAGCCAGCUGGGCCGGAACCGUGUCUCAAAGUAGACGGGCAUCGGCCACCUCUAUUGCUUCAAAUGGCAGCAACCACAACAGAGUCGGCCCUCAAAGCCCUUCCUCUCCUUCGGGCACUGCUUCUGCGAAGCGGACAGCCGGCCAUGCAUUUCAUUCGCGAGGUCCUUCAUCGACUCUGACCAGCACUACUUCCACAUCGAUGUUCACGCCAGUCCGCGAGGCUGAGCACAAGAGAGCCGAUGGCGCAAGUCCCUACUCUGUUCCGGGACACGAAGUCAAGUCACCCCUUGUAGAGCACCUCCUGGAUCUUCUCGACUCCUUUAUGUCGCGCUACUUUGCCCCGAAUUCUCUAUCAGGUCCAGAUGAGCAAGACACGGACGACCGUUCCACACGCAUGCUUGCACAGCAGGACGGGAAUGUUCAGCUUGAAGAAAUUGGGCAGCCGAUCCACCUGCUGAUCAGGAAGCUGUGUGUAGAAGAUGAGGAAUUCAGGCUAGCAGUCAAGAAGAGAAUUUUACCCGAUGACAUUGACCGGACCAUCGGUCUGGACAAGCGACCCGAUCUCACUGGCCGGCUUGUUCGUCUACUGAGCAGCAUCUCCUACCCACGCCUCUCCCGCGUCGCAGGCGAGCUUCUCCUAGCCAUCUGUCGUGAGGAACCUCGAGAGCUGGUAGCACAGAUAGGAUACGGACCGUGCGCAGGAUUCCUUGUAUCGAAUGGAUUUGGCGACGCUUUCCCUGGCGCUGGCGGCCAUCAAGGCGGAGGAGAUGGCGUGGAGGAGGGUCAAGCAAGGAUUGAGGAGCUCGAUGAGAAGAGGCCUGCAAUCGACCCAAUUACGGGAACGUACGUCGACUCUCCCUCUGCAGGUGUGGGCGUCUCCCCAUCUGCACCGGCACGAAGUACCUCUAUUCGACCAUUGCGGAAGCACCACGGCGCCGCGACUUCCUCUACCCCAGCUUCAGCUGCAAACCCGUCAAAGAUGACCGAGAUCAACGACACCCAUGCCCAGCCGGAGCCGGAGCGGGAGAUGACUGAAGAAGAGAAAGAAGCGGAAGCGGAGCGUCUCUUCACCCUCUUUGAUCGACUGGACCGCACUGGUGUCAUCAAAGUGCAAAAUCCUCUUCAGCAUGCAGCUACUAGAGAUCCAGUCGUGGCCGCAAAGGCUGAAUUGGCACAGAGGGUGGAGGAGAGGAAGAGGGUGGAAGAAGAGGAGAGGGAGGAGGAGGAGACGUUGAGGGAGUUGGCGAGGUGGAAGGCUGGGAGGGUCAGAGGGUCGCAGCCACCGGCGACGACGACGACGACGACGGCUACAGGAGCGCCAGCUGGAGCUGGAGCUGGAGCUGGAGUUGGAGAGGAAGCGCAACGUCAUCAAGAGAGCCAAGGCAGGCAGUCGAGCUAGCGAGGGAUCGCAAAGAAUGGUAGCAUUGCGAAGAACGAAGAUGACGAAUCGGAAAGGAGCGAGGAAGAGGACAGGAGGGAAAGGUAGGGGAGGGGAAGCGCAAAGAAAUGAUACAUACAUACAGUUCACCCUCUUUCAGAUUUCUACUAGUAGUCUACCUAAAGCCUGAAGAAUCCGGAUCGAUCCAAUCGCCCAUUCCACCCAGAGAGCCAAGAGUGGUAUCUUGUCCUCCUUCUGAAACCUCUUCACCGAGCCUAGUACCACCACCACCACCACUAGCGGCAGAGGCAGCAGCAGCAGCAGCAGCAGCAGAGGCAGCAGCAGCAGCAGCAGCAGCAGCAGUAGCAGCAGCAGUAGCAUC
Microstroma glucosiphilum is the source of this 3448-nucleotide messenger RNA. RefSeq lists its product as hypothetical. Gene Ontology annotation, cellular component: cytoplasm. NCBI's taxonomy places the organism in Eukaryota, Fungi, Basidiomycota, Exobasidiomycetes, Microstromatales, Microstromataceae. Gene Ontology annotation, molecular function: guanyl-nucleotide exchange factor activity; G-protein alpha-subunit binding. The record is from RefSeq and is a predicted model, not a curated record. Gene Ontology annotation, biological process: G protein-coupled receptor signaling pathway. The coding region runs from base 346 to 3087 and encodes 913 amino acids. The transcript is spliced from 5 exons.